This is a messenger RNA of Aspergillus fijiensis CBS 313.89, 1725 nucleotides long. RefSeq lists its product as uncharacterized. NCBI's taxonomy places the organism in Eukaryota, Fungi, Ascomycota, Eurotiomycetes, Eurotiales, Aspergillaceae. The transcript has 6 exons. The record is from RefSeq and is a predicted model, not a curated record. Bases 1 to 1725 code for a protein of 574 amino acids.
AUGCAGCUUUCCCGGCUAGUUCUGCCUUUUCUUCUUCUGAUUCUGGUAGCUGUCGCGCUACCUUUGAAUGACACAGAGGUUUCCUUGCUGUCUUUGAAUGGUACAAAAUUUACCUCGCUGCCUACGGAAGACAUAGACGAGAUCGAAGGUACAGUCGCCAAGGUGACACAGGGCGUUUGUCUACCCUUUUUUAGAUGGCUUAUCUGCAAGCCCAAGACAAACAAGUCAGACGUCAAAGAAUUCCACGUCAAUGUCGAUGAUGCCAAGGCUCAGGCCAAGGCUGUGGGCUUUACCAUGGGCAAGAGUCUUAGCGCUGAUCAUUUUUUGGAAGUCAAGAUCCUGAUCUCCUUCAUGCAGUUUAACCUUGAUAUUCGCCUUUACGUUUGCGCCAAGCGGAGGACACUACCUUUGCCUCAACAAACAAAACAGAUCCUCCAAGAUACAAUCCAAGGCCAAGGACUGAGCAAUGCCGAUCACUGUACCACACAACCGCGACCCAGCGGGUUUCCCGCAGUCGGGGCCCUCAUAUCAGCAGCAAGUGGUCUCCUUUCGACCCAUCCCCAGCCCGGCACCCACCGGGGCCAUGUACCACCGGCCCUGUCUCUACGCGCUGCUGCUGCAGCGGAGCCAUCAACCCACCCUGGCAGGAGGUGCCCAACCUGCGGGAUCGAGGGGGGCCAAGCCCCCAUCCCCUCGGCUCCCACAGGGCCUGGAGCCCCCCGAUUCUUCAUCACCAGCCCCUACCACUACGACCGCACCCCCGCAGGACUCUACGUGUGCACCUACAUCUCCACCGCACGGGACGGGACCUCGCGGUCCUGCAAUCUGCACUUCAGCGCUUGGCCAAACUACCGCGCCCAUCAUCAUCAGGCGCAUGAACGGGCGGCCGAUGCAGGGCAUUCGUGUGAGGGUUGUGCCGUAAGUAGUAGUAGUGGCGGUGCCAGCACUGCUAACGCGACCGCGACCGCGGCCGCGACUGCAACUGCAACUGCAACUGCCACUACCACUGUGACUGCAACUGUGACUGCGACUGCGAUGGCUACCCCUCCCCCUGUCCCUGUUCCUGUCCCUGUCCCUGCCCCUGCUCCUGCUCCUGCCCCUACCCCUACCCCUACCCCUCCCAUGACUCUCACCGAUCUCCUUCUAGCCGUCGAGGCGGAGAGCACCGAGCCACCAAUGCAUCUCCUGCCCCCGCCCAUCUCCCUAGAGACGGGACGAGAGGUCAGCACCACUCCGACGACACCCACGACCCCCAAAGACCAGCCCCACCCCCAGGCCGCAUACAACUCCCACUUCAAACGCACUAAAGAAGGCCACUUCAUCUGCACCUUCCCCGUCCCCACGAGGACCAGGACGACAACAGCCGCCACUAAGCCGUGCGGAUGGCGUCUUGGGAAGUGGCAUAGUUUCAGGAAGCAUUACUGGCGGCAGCAUAUGCCCCAGGAAAACACGGGGGGCUGCUCUUGUAGUGUCACGAACAGUAACAGGAACCCGAGUAGCGGUAGUACUCACGCUAAUGCUGGUAUGGGCGGUUUCGCUAUCACCGCCGAAGCCAACCCUGUACCUGGGCAGCUCCAGCGCCGACGGUCAUCCACGGUGUCUGCUUUGCCUGCUUCGUGUGUCCCCGCGGCUUCGAGCAGCGGUACAGACCGCCGCCGCGACCGCAGGCGCAGCCGCCGGUCAUCCGACAACGCCAGCCACGGUUCUGCCCGCUCUGCGCUGUGA